AUGUUCAUAUCUCCAGAAAGCCUUCUUUGCGAGGUUCUAGGAAAAUCUUGCCGAAGACUACUCCCACAAGUUCUCGAAGUGAUUUUGUCUCUUUUACUAACAAGCAGCUCUGGCGAGCCUGCCGGUCCACUUUCCGCUCUCAAUCGAACUGAUCUCUCUCUUAGUUAUCGAAGUAGGAUAUAG
Molecule: messenger RNA, 183 nt
Organism: Plasmopara halstedii
Lineage: Eukaryota; Oomycota; Peronosporomycetes; Peronosporales; Peronosporaceae
Exons: 2
Coding region: 1-183 (60 amino acids)
Source: RefSeq, a predicted model, not a curated record